Messenger RNA from Phycomyces blakesleeanus NRRL 1555(-), 1731 nucleotides. RefSeq lists its product as hypothetical. The record is from RefSeq and is a predicted model, not a curated record. Lineage: Eukaryota; Fungi; Mucoromycota; Mucoromycetes; Mucorales; Phycomycetaceae. The coding region runs from base 1 to 1731 and encodes 576 amino acids. The transcript is spliced from 4 exons.
AUGCAUUCAAAUUCUAGCAUAGUUAUCAGCAAACAAAUAUUAGCAGAUACAGUUUUUAGUGAAAGAUUAGAGAAACACAAAUCUACCAUGGAAAAACAAGCUUAUAUAACAGGAAUAUGUAUCGGAAGAUCUCUUAAACCAGGUUGCUAUUUGGUCAGCUUUGAUGCAUGUCCUGAAGAGCGUUUCAUUAUCCAACAUAAAUAUGUAUCUGAAAAAGAAUACACAUUAGACAAAGAGAAAACCAUACCAGCCGACAAAUUGUUUUGGAAAAGUAUUCAGUAUCCUCAAAAUUAUAUGACUUGGGCAAACACAAAACCAGGUCGAGUCUGCAUAUACAACUACCCUGAUACUCCUCGUCAAGUAUUUACUCAAAAUACACUUGUUAUAUCAGAAAAAGACAGAAAACCUUUAUCUUUUCAAUUUUUAAACCUGCUUCCAGGAGACUACAUCCGCAAUACUAUAAUACCUACUACUAAUAUGCGCCUAAAAAAGCUCAAUGAAUUUCUGCCGUUGCUUGAUUACGGGGAAUUUCUUAUAUGGAUAUCAGUACUUAUGAUAAGAAUGGACCAUAUGUACGAGGAAAUCGAAGACUUUUGGCAUUAUCUGAGCAAAGCUAUGCGUCCUAGAGAUAUAAAUAUGUACAUGACACUAGACAGAUUCUUUACCUUAACAUCAGAAAUAGCUUUAGCAGACAUAUCAAUUUGCUCUGUUGAGGCUAGUGUUGAAAAAUUUGAAAAGGCUUUUAAUGAAAAACUUGCCACAAAGAUUAUUCCUGAGAAGUACUUGGUUUUAUACAGUAGAAAAUUAUCAAUCAGCAAGCAUAACAAUGAGGUGACGACAUUAAUCGACGAAGCCACCUCAAGUAUAAUUCAGGUUAAUAUUAAGACACGCAAGAAGGUCCAAUAUUAUACAAAGGCAUUUAUCAAAAGAAAAAUCAACGAUUUUAAAGAGAUAACCAAGCCGUGGCAUCAUACAAAAAGAACAAUCGUUUCAAAUUGUUUUCAUGGGACACCGCAUAUCCCGGUUUCUUUGGAAAAGUGUGGUCUAUUCACUAUUUUACAAAUAUAUCAGCCUGGAUCAGAGUACAAGAAAAUGCCAGAAUACAAAUAUAUUAAGAAUCUCCUCGAAAAAGACAGUGAGGAUGUUGCCUUGAUAUCAGAAAAUCCGUAUUGGUAUAUUGCACCGCACAAUGCUGCCGAAGACCAGCUUAUCAUAUCAAACUGUGGAAUAACAACAAAAUACAUUGCCGAUAAUCAGACGGGAAAGGAUUUACCUAAACAAACUAAAUAUCAAGACACAGUAUUCCAAGAAUAUGACUCUAUUAAAGAUAUAGAGCCACGCAUUAAAGAAAUCACCGAAAGAUUCGAAAACACAAGUUUUCUAAGCUUAAAUAUAUUUGCAAGAUAUAUAGCAUUUUUUCUUGAAAUCACAUUUCACAACCUAUGUUGUUUGCGAGCUGCUCAAUCUAAUGAACCAAUAUCUUUAUAUAAGAGCCUACGUUUGGAAAUAGCAACAGCAUUACAAGACAAUGUAUACGACCUUAAGCAAACCCUUGCUAAUGUCAGUUCUUAUGAUAAAGCAUUUUUGGAAAUAUCUAAUAUUUUGAAAAUAGAUAACCUCGAUGAGGGAUUUAACUACUUUAAAACAGGGUACAGACAAGAAUUCAUAGAGACACUUGUUGAGGUCGCCGGUAUUCAACUCAAAGCACGUGAAAUCGAGAAACAAGUAUAA